AGAAGAAGAAGAAGAAGAAGAAGAAGAAGAAGAAGAAGAAGAAGAAUUGGGACAUUGGUAGGCCAAUAACCUACAAGAUAUGUCCACGUAAAGCACUCAAACAACGUCUCGCUACGUCAGAUACAUACCAUACAGUGGGUUGCAGUUUUCUGCAUCACUGUGAAAAAGUGGAGGGGCUCUCGCGUGGUUUGAACCUGAUUAUGCAGACGGGGCACCCGUACCAGCAGUGGGCGGGGAUACUGUAACGAUCAGGCUUGCUUGAAUUCUACAGAAUUGAAGAGGUAAAGGAUUACAGCGGGCACCAGCUUUGACAAUGAGGAGGAUGCAGCUGCUGCAUUAGCACUGCUGUUACUGCCUCUGCACGCUGAGAUUCCGUUGCAACUAACAUCGAGACACUGAAACAGUAUUCGUCUGCAAGGAUACCAUUUCUGUUUGACAACUAGGCUGAGUCUGUAGCUUGGAAAAUGAAGGUCCAUCCCCUGGUGUUUGCCGUGUAUCUGCUGUGAUGCGAGGGUCCAGCUGCAGGAUGAACAUUGCUGCUGUGUUGAACGGGCUGCUGGUGUCCGUUCUGGCCGCGGUGCUGUGGAAGUAUGCCAAGCUACAAGAGCAUACCUAUUCAGUGGAGGAGGAGCUGCUCCUGACGCAGCAGUCCCAGGAGCUGUCUCAGGUCCGCAUCGACUACCACGCCGCCCUGCAGUCCCUCCAGGAGGAGGGAACCCGCAUGGUGUGCACGGGCAAGAUGCACACUGACCGUAUCUGCCGCUUCGACUACCUCUGCUACUCCACCGAGGCUGAAGAGUUUGUCUUUUUCCACAGCAACUCCUCAGUCAUGCUGCCCAACCUGGGAUCAAGGAGGUUCCAGCCUGCCCUCCUCGACCUCUCCUCCGUAGAGGACCACAACACCCAGUACUUUAACUUCCUGGAGCUGCCUGCGGCUGCCCUCAAGUUCAUGCCCAAGCCCGUGUUUGUGCCAGAUGUGACUCUUAUCCUGAACCGAUUCAACCCGGACAACCUAAUGCAUAUUUUUCAUGAUGACCUUCUCCCUAUUUACUACACCAUGCUGCUGUACCCUGAUCUGGACCAGGAUGCCCGCUUGGUCUUCAUGGAAGGCUGGAAUGAGGGUAUGCACUUUGACCUCUACCGUUUAAUGAGCAAUAAGCAGCCCCUUCUGAAAGAGCAGCUGAAGAACUUUGGCAAGCUCCUGUGCUUCACCAAAUCGUAUGUGGGGUUAUCUAAAAUGACCACCUGGUACCAGUAUGGUUUUGUCCAACCCCAGGGCGCCAAAGCCAACAUACUGGUGUCGGGUAUGGAAAUCAGACAGUUCACCAGGUUCAUGAUGGAGAAACUGAAUGUGAGCAUGGAAGAAAGCUCCAGUGGCGAAGAGUACAUUGUAGUUUUCAGUCGUACAAUAAAUAGGCUGAUUCUUAAUGAAGCAGAGCUUAUUUUAGGCCUUGCACAGGAGUUCCAGAUGAAGACAGUCACUGUUUCUUUGGAUGACCAUUCCUUUGCAGAUAUCGUGCAGAUCAUCAGCAGGGCAUCCAUGUUAGUCAGCAUGCACGGGGCCCAGCUUGUUACAUCAGUCUUCCUGCCUAGAGGAGCUCUAGUUGUUGAGCUUUUCCCAUAUGCUGUUAACCCAGACCACUACACCCCAUACAAAACUCUGGCCUCUUUGCCUGGCAUUGACCUGCAGUACGUUGCCUGGCAGAACACCAAUGAAGAGAAUUCGAUGGCUUUUCCGGAUAGACCCUGGGAUCAAGGUGGCAUAGCCCACCUGGAGAAAGCCGAGCAGGAGCGCAUUAUGAAAAGCAAGGAAGUCCCUCAGCACCUGUGUUGCCGCAACCCAGAAUGGCUUUUCCGCAUCUAUCAGGACACAAAAGUAGAUAUCCCCUCGCUUAUUGAAGCCAUUAGGCAGACGGUUAAGACCAAGCUGAACCUGAAGAAGGUGAAGCCAGCAAUUGUUAUCCACCCUGGCAAAGUGAGGGAUCCCAAAUGCCAGGCAUCCGUCCAGGGCACCAGUGAAGCCAGACUGACUGUUUCCUGGCAGAUUCCCUGGAACCUGAAGUACCUGAAGGUCCGGGAAGUGAAAUACGAAGUGUGGAUACAAGAACAAGGGGAGAACACAUACAUGCCUUAUAUCCUGCCACACCAGAACUACACCUUUUCAGAGAACAUCAAGCCUUUCACCACAUACCUAGUAUGGAUACGUUGCUUUUUCAACAAAACCCUUCUGGGACCCUUUGCAGACGUGUUGGUCUGCAGAACAUAAGUUUAAAUACAGCUGCGGUCAUGUAAGGGUUAUAUCAUGACUUGUUCCAGGCAACCGUUGCCUCUGAAAGGUUUGAAAGGGACUUGAUCGAAAGCUCUUUAUGAUUACUAAAGUCUGAAUUUGUCUUUCAGCAGUGAUCUCAAACCAUUUGUUUUAUGGAUCAGACAAAGGCACCCCAGUACACGUUGGACAGCAUCUAACCACCAGCCAGCAAUAUAGACAAAGAUCCAAGUCAAUUAGGGAAUGUAGUUAUUGGUAUGUAUGAUUUCUGUUUUCUGGUGUCCAUGUGAUCUAUUCAUUAAGUGAUACCAAAAAAAAAAAAAAACUUUCUAGAAAGGAAACAAAUUGGACAGCUGUACAUAGUGUAUGAUUUGGUAGUUUUUUUUUCAUGAAAAUGCUACAAAAUUGAUCCUGAAGUGUAAUUAAAAGGUGGUGUUUCAUAAAUAUGAAUUUCCUUCCUGAAAAGGAGUGUUUAAAAAAAUGUUAUAUUAAAAAAAAAGCAAAGACUUCCAUGUAUGUGUGUGUGCAGGUGAUUGGAUUUAGUGUAAUACAGAUAUUUUGUAAAGCAGUUUGCAGUGCAGUAGGAUUUUAUAUUUGGAUUACAAUGGGAUUAUCAUUGUGUAGUGAUUUAGGUGUAUGAUUUUCUCAUCAUGGUGCCAACCCACACAUGUAUUACUGUAAAGAGAAGGUGGGGAAAAAUGUAAUUGUGUAAUUUGUUUCAACAAUUAAUCUCAUCAAGUUUUAAUACUACAUUAACCCAGUGUCCAAUAUAUUUGACAUUGAGAAAAUGGGCAUUAAAUAGGUGUGGGAACAUACCCAGGGUGGAAAAGGGUUAAAAGCCAACGUGGUAGAAGAAAACCCAAUGUGUGUUCUUAAAAGCAGCAGCGACUUGAGAAGUUGAGCAGUACACCUUCUUUAAGCAGAAUUAACUGCAGAGCUGGUGUUUCUGCAACCCUUGCUGUUGUUAUUCUAAAGAAAACAAACAUGAUUUUGUCUUAUUACACAGUCGAGUGUAUGUAGGUUCUGUUUUUUUUUAUUUUAUUUACUCUGUAAUUACAAUGCUAUUUUCACAGAUUAAUAGCAUUCAGCACAAACUUAAUUGUCUUUGACUACUACACUGAAGUUGAGAACAUAUCCAGGGAAUUAUUAGAAAGAUGCACAGUCUGCCUACUCGCUCCUGUUAUAAAAGCCUUGGUAGUACUCACUGAAGAAAGACUAGAUUCAGAGAGUGUUGCACGUUGGGUACACUGUGCUGGAGUGAGCACACAAAGCAGUGAGCAGCACAAACUUUAAACCAGAGACUUCUUUUGGUGGGUGCGAUAGAGAUAAAAGCAGGGAUACAAUCUGGAGAGGGUUGACCAUGGUACUUAAGCUAAUUCAAGGUGAUAUAUGGCUUUUGAAUAGCACUGCUUAAGUCAUGAAGGUUCCUCUUGUCAUUUUGAAUUUAAAAGAUAACCUCUCGUAGCAGCAAUCAUGAUUGUGGAACUGCUUUUUUUCAGAGCUGUUAGAAGUUUAAAUGGCUAGCUUACACCUGCCUUUGGAGGUUACAUAAGAAUGUACCCCUCCGCCAUGCUAAGUUAAAAACCUAUUUGUUGUUUUUUGAGGGUUUUUUUAAAAUAACAUUGAAAAUCCUUGUAACUAACUAAUAAAUAACUUGGGCGGUUCAUUUAAGGAUUUGAGGCUUAUACCAGAUACAGACAGAUUUCUACCCCGAAACUGAUUUUUUAAAAUUAUUAUUUAUCCCUAAAUUUGAUGAAGAAAUAUACUGUAGCUAUUUCAUUGUUGUAUCCUAUCAGUAAUGUUGUGUUGGUUAAUAAUUGUAUAAAAUAUAUUUUAAAGUGAUUACAUUUUUAGUGAGUUAAUGAAAUUAAAGUAUAAUUACAAUGUUAAACAAAGCAUUUAAAAUAAUAAUAAUAAUAAUAAUAAUAAUAAUAAUACAAAUUCUUCAAAACCGAAAAACAUAAGUGGCUUAAUGAAAGCUAAAUUAGCAUGCAAGUUAGUGACUCCUGAAAGCAGUAGUGUGUUGAACUUAACUAAUUGUGAAGUGUUCACUGCACUGCCAUUUUCUAUUUUCCUGUUUAUAAGAAAAUAAUCUUUGUUUAAUUUUAAACACUGAUGCAUCCCCAUGCAUAGUAAAAUAAAAACCUGUGGUUUUAGAUAGGCAUUGGUAUCAUGAAAAACUAGGCACAGUUAUACUAAGAAGUGAUGUCACUGAAAUAAGACGAUGCAGUCUUUGCUUGGUUCACAGAUUUUUAUUUAAAUUUCCAUUUGUUGGUUUAACUGUGGAACUGAGCAUGGUGUGAAGUCAACUGUUUUAACUGAAUGAAUACAGUAUUAUCUAGCUGAAAGUGACCCUUUUAUAAGACAGAAAAUCAAACUCAAAACCAUUACAUUUUAGUGACGAAAGUAGUUGUAUGUAGUGUGAGUUUUGCAGAACUAGUUUGAACACUACCCACCAAGUAGUAUUGGGACAUCCUUGGUACUUGCUGGAAGGUGAUGUGUCUUCAUCCCCAGAGUGGGGUGACAACGGUGAGUGAAUGAUUUCCUUGUUCUAUUUUAAAUACCAUUUUGUAAAGCCUAAAAUUGAAAGACAGACAUUUGUGCUUUUGUUCUGCAUUAGCCAGCCAUAAAAGUAAAUGUAUUUUUCAAACAAAGUAUUUUGCUUAACAUUUAAUCGAAUAUGUUUUAUGCAUAGAUUUUCUGUUUAAAAAAAAAAAAAAAGUUCAUCAUUUAUAGUGAUCUGAUAGUGAAAAAAAUUAGUAAAUAGUUUUAAACUAUUAAACAUAGAUAAGGGUUCCUCAACUUAAUAGCUUAGCCUCAGAAUUUCUGUGUGUGUGUUUUUGAAUUCUAGAUUAUGACGAGAGGAAAUCUUUUGUUUCAUUGGUGUUGGUAAUGUAUUACAUUUUUUAUUAAGAUGAACAAGUCCCAAAGAAUGUGAAUAUUAUUUUUUGUUUGUUUUAAUGCUGUUUUAUAUACUUGUGUUUCUAUAGUAACACACUAGUAAUAUGGGCUUUUUGUGGUUGGUACUUGAGAACAUGACCCAUUAAAACAUAUAGUAAUUUAUAUUCAUCUUACAUAAACGUAAUAUGCCGUGAAGUAUUAUUGCAUUCUGAGAUAACCAUGCCAUAUUGUUGUCUGCGUUGUGUUGAUUGGUUCCUAAUACUUUCCCAAAUCGAGGAAGAUUCAUAAGAUGAUUGACGUUGACGUUAGAAUGAGCACACGAUUAUGAUUAAGAUGCUUUAUUUAGUUUAUGUUAAGAUGCAAUUCUGGGUGCAAAUAAACAACCCAUAUUUAAAUUAAUACACAGCUGAAUCAUAGUUAACCAUCUACCUCCCAGUGCUGGUUAGUGUUUUAGUUUACAAUACCCUGGCCUCCUUUUCAUGCAUCAGCCGUCAAAAAUAAAACAGGUAGAAAAGAAUAAAAUUUCAUAACCAUAAGUAUAUUACUAAAAACAUUUCUAAUUCAGAAUCCUUCAUUUUGCUCCACACAACACCAUACCCAUUACUGCUUGGGGUAUUGUGCUUUGUGCUGCAGUAAGAACACAUGGCUUUCUAAAUCAACUAGUUAAAGGUUAAUGUUCUUUGGCGUUGAGUGUUUUAUUUUAUUUUUCUUACAAUACAACCUCUGAUUAUUUUCAGUAUCAAUUUAGAAUCCAUAAACUGCAAAUGGUUUGAGAUUAUCGUAUGUUUGACAGCUGUGUACUUGAUGUAAAAUAAAUUAUGUCAUCAUUACUUUGUACAAA
This is a messenger RNA of Acipenser ruthenus (sterlet), 6008 nucleotides long. RefSeq names its product protein O-linked-mannose beta-1,4-N-acetylglucosaminyltransferase 2-like. The coding region runs from base 506 to 2266 and encodes 586 amino acids. The record is from RefSeq and is a predicted model, not a curated record. Gene Ontology annotation, molecular function: protein O-acetylglucosaminyltransferase activity; protein binding. NCBI's taxonomy places the organism in Eukaryota, Metazoa, Chordata, Actinopteri, Acipenseriformes, Acipenseridae. The transcript has 3 exons. Gene Ontology annotation, cellular component: endoplasmic reticulum. Gene Ontology annotation, biological process: protein O-linked glycosylation via mannose.